This is a messenger RNA of Limulus polyphemus (Atlantic horseshoe crab), 6707 nucleotides long. Its product is annotated as innexin unc-9-like. The record is from RefSeq and is a predicted model, not a curated record. Gene Ontology annotation, molecular function: gap junction channel activity. The transcript is spliced from 2 exons. Gene Ontology annotation, cellular component: plasma membrane; gap junction. The coding region runs from base 445 to 1854 and encodes 469 amino acids. Lineage: Eukaryota; Metazoa; Arthropoda; Merostomata; Xiphosura; Limulidae.
UCUACAUUGGCAUGUAUCCCUGCUGCUGCUACUCUCUAGUCUAGGCUAGUAGGCAGUGCACAGCAGAUCUAACCGUGUGUUCAUACGCUGCUCGUGAGUUGCCCGAGAGGACGUGUUCUCAAUAAGCUCGCAAAAGCGUGUGGCUUGAUGCGCACGUGGAGGACCUUCGUACCACAGGUGAACGGCUGAUGCCGGCCAUGCUCAAAAGGGCGUUUCCCACGGCUAGUGUUGACCAGUUUGGCUUGUUAUCGCUGGCUUACCGAAGAAUUCAGCGAGAUUUCUGUGGAGACCAGGCUGACCAAGGCCAGUGGUGUGAUAUUCCGAACUUUGCGUGGUACACAGUGGGUGGACACAGCAGUCCUCGCUCUUUGAAGAUAGUCCCCUCCUUUUCUAGUUCAGGUAAUUCACAAGGUGACAGAUCGGAACUAACACGUGAAGAGCGAUAUGUCGUACUUGUUUCGCUUCCACGACUUAAUCGGAGGUCUUCAUGUCCCCAUCGACGACGGGAUAGACAAAUUAAACAGAAAGUACACGUCCAUCGUCUUCCUCUUUCUCGCACUGCCUAUCUUCACCAAGCAGUACAUCGGAGAGCCUAUCGAAUGCUUUACUCCAACUUACUUCACCGAUGCCCAGGCUCGCUACGUCAACAGUUACUGCUGGACAGCGUCCACUUACUACCUGGUCGCGGCCGAUGACGAAGAGGACUUGGUUAAUCCUCCUGUGCAGCCCCCCGAUCCCCGAGUUAUCCCAGAAGAGUUGGAUUAUAGCGGUUUUGACAUGUUUUCAAUACAGAAAGAUAAGUUACGGCGAGUACACGUCAGUUACUACCAAUGGUCACCAUUAAUUCUGAUGGUACAAGGUGUGUGCUUUCAUUUACCUUUCAUCAUGUGGAGUGCCUGUGCUCAUAACGCUGGGGUGAAACUACGACGUCUCCUCAAGCGUGCUUCUGAAAUCGCGGCCAUCCCUCCUGGCUGCCAACAGCGGGAAUCUUUGCUGGCGGAAUUCGUGGAGCAGUUCCACACACUGGUGAACGGAAGUGCCGGCUGGUGCACGGACCCCUCGUGUCGAUUGCCUCUUUUGGGGUGUCGCUAUUCUCCUGGCCCGAGCCGUUACUUGUGCCUCUUGUACAUACUUGUGAAAUUCCUCUAUGUCCUCAAUGUGGGCUUACAGUUCUUGCUUCUCAGCUCCUUUAUGGGGAAAGGAUAUAUCCGGCAUGGUUUCGAGAUCUUCAGCCGCCUGAUAGAAGAUGGCAACUGGUGGGUUUCUCCACGUUUCCCAUUACAGACUUUAUGCCAGGUACGCGCAGCCAUGCAAGGGGGCCUGAGGACUUACAUAUGCCGGUGUGUGUUGCCCAUCAAUGUGUUUAACGAGAAAAUCUACUCCAUCGUGUGGUUUUACUUAGCCAUCAUUCUUCCACUUAACACAAUUAGCUUGCUAUUGUGGGUAUGGAGGACCUUUUCUUGCAAUCGUCUGGCCUUCAUCCGACUUUGUCUCUGGCGUUCUAGAAUGAUCAGUAUGAGUAAUGUAGCGCGUGCCUCCAAAAAGAUCUCUUCAAGCUAUUUAGGUUGGGAUGGCACCUUCGUGCUACGUCUAGUGGAGCACAAUCAAGGCAGUGCUAUGGCAACUGUGGUCGUCGGCAAGCUUUGGGAAUUUUACUCGAGCCAACUAAAGGCUCAAGACGAAGGUGGUGGAGAUGUGGAGAUGGCAUCCAUGCCUACAGCAAUGCCAUCAGCACCAUCAUCUUCAUGGCAUUCUUGUCAUGCAGGGGCGUGCCAUGGAGGACAAUACAGCAACCAGACAAUGCCGUCUACAAAACGAGCGGCCCCUGGCGGAUACUGGGGUAAAUGCUCAUAACCAGAGUACAGACAUAUGCACUAAUUUGUAGAAGUUUUGACUUUUUCGGGUUUUAGAACACCUAGAUUCGAGUGUAGAAUAUAAACAAACGAGAAACCUAACAAAAUUGCAACUGGAAUCACUUGUAGAACCUCAGUGAGUAGAAACAAAAUCUAACAUUGAUCUUAUGCUGAAGUUCAGUAUAGGGACAAUCCCCAAAUUGCUAAUUGAAUGACUGAACGAACAAUGAUUAGACAAACUUGAAAGUUUGUUUUAUUAACAAAUUCUCUACUACUCUCAGAGUGUAUUAUUCUAUGUGAACAUAUUUUUAUUAGAUGGCUGAUAUUCUUUAAUACAGCUACUAAAUACAAAAUUUUACAACAAAUCAGAAUCAUUUUUGAGGUAGGGGCCCUUAGGAUACUAUAAAAUUAUUCACGACCUUUGCUUCCAAUUCCAGACAUUUUCUCAUAAGAAAUGCGUGGUUUUAGCUAAAAGUCCCUGGAGUAAACACUGAUAACUUAAGAUGUCCUUGAUAAUUUCAAGAUAAAUAUUUUCUAUCUGUGGAAUCUUCUGAUAAAUUUCAAAAACAACUUUACAUUCCUGUUUUACUUUUUUCCUAAAGAGGACACUUGUGGUGUCUAAAUGUGUAGACAAAUUAACUAUGUAAGAAAUACAUAUGUUGAAGAAUAUUGGAGGAAGUAUAAAAAAGUGUGUGACACCAAAAAUGCCUAUUUAAUUUUUUAAGGAAAUAUGAGCGUUAUAGUUACUUUAAGUUCCAAGAUCUAAGUUGUGUUAGAGGAUUUAUAAGCACUGAAAUAUUGGGAAUAUUGCAGAUAUUUUGUGAAUUUUCUCAGCUUGUGUUUACUCAACAUUUGAGGGAAAACAUUUGUAAUAUCUAUAUAUUAAGUUUUCGGUUAGUACAGUUAUCUUUCCGAAAUGUAACCAGUUUUUAAAUGUUAACAAACACGUUCCAGCGUAUCUUAGAAACACAUUUAAAUUAAAAUGCAUACGAAAUACUCAUGAAUCAGCACGAUGUCCGAUUAAACCUUAAGUAGAGGUCACAGACUAAUGUCAUUAUAACAUUCGGUCAUAUCUGAGCUAUAGCACAACUUUUAUAUUUAUCCGUGUUUCAUGUGUAGGGAUGCGUUGUUUGCUUUUUGCACACCCAAGUAUUAACCAGAACUCUGCAGUCACUUUAACUAAAACACUUUGAAUAAAAACUUUGUGUUUAACCAACUUACUUGGGAAAGUACAGUUCAUGAUCGUCCCAAUUUUGAAUUCUGUCAUGCAAAUCGGUUGGUGAACAAAAUGUUCAAGUAACUCGUAGGUUUAGUAAUAUACAUAACAUUGGUUUGGUUUGUAUUUUUUACAAUUCUCUGUACCAUUUUGUGAGAUUUAUCUAAAAAAUUAUUCGAGUCAAAGAAAUGAAAAUCUCAGUCGUACUAAAAACAUAAAGCUCCUUAGAUUAACGAGAGGUGAACAAUAUUAGUCAUUGGGACCUUGAAGGAAAACGCCUUAUCACAUUUCUGUAUAUUUUAAAUUCAGAAAAAUUAAAUAAAAUUAAGACAUAAACAUGCAAAUAUAAACCCUGUAACACUCACUAGAUUGAAAUCCACAUGUAAUGGACUAAACGGUCAGGAUAAAAACCUGACGUGCGAACCAGGUAGAUUAUACGUUCUACGAGUAAGUCUAGUUUAAAAUGUUUUUCAACAAAUUCAAAAGCCUUACAAGUGUAACAGACAAACAAUGCGUCGGAAAUUAUGUUCCCCCAAAGCAUGUGGAGGAAAUAUAUGUGCAAUUAUUUGUCUAGAAUGUAUAAUAAGGGAUGUCAUAGUAACAGAAUGUUAAGGAUAUUUCAAGACCACGUCGAGAAAUGGAGUUCUUGGCCAACAAAAUUCUAAGAAAGUUUAGAAGCUUGUUGCGGUUUAUUCUUGGAAAAUAUGAUUGUAUUGUAGUUUUUAUUUUAUUUUUGUCAGGUCCAUUUAUAGCAAGUACUGUUGUUGUUUAUAUUUUUUUUGUUAUGUAUUGGUAAUAUGUACAGAAGGUGCGGCUCUGUGUUAAGAAUGAGCCCAACAGGUAUGGUAUUUGUUUUUCGGAAUAUCCUUGGAAAUAACAUGAGUUUGUUUGUCAUGAGUUUGACAAAUUGGAGUAGGUUUCUACCAAACGUACAUCCAGGAAACGUGAUUCUUCAUAAAGAACAUGCCCAGUAAGUAUGUUUUUUGUUUGUUUUUUUACACAGGGUUAUCUCCAGAAUACAUGGUUCUUUGUAGAGAACAUGCACAUCAAGUGUGGGCUUUUACAAGAUUUUCAGAAAAUCUGGCUCUUUGUAAAGAUCAUGUCCAGCACGUAUAUGUUUUUAUUAGUAUUAUGUCCAGAAAAUGUAUAAGUGUUAUUUUUAGAAGAGUGUGCCCAGAAAAUAUUACUAUUUCAGAGGAAAUUGCACAUUAAGUGUUGACUUUUACAAGGAGAAUGCCCAGACGAAGUGUACUUUGUUGAGAACAUAUCCAACAAAUAUUUCAAUUUGCCAAGAGUAUGUCACGAAAAUCCGACUAUUUGUGAACAGAUAUCACAUAUAGGCUUUUACCAGGAGUAUGCCCAAAAAACGUGGUUAUUUUUUAAGAACAUACUUACUAAGUAUUAGAUUUUACGAGGAAAAUGUCGAGAAAGUGUAGGUCUUUAUCAAGACCAUACACUGUAAUUGUGGAAUUUUAUUGGGAGAAUGUCAAGGAAACGAUUUUUCCCUAAGAUCUGAAAUAUACUAGUCACUGCGGUUCUUUGUCAGCAACAGCAAAUGUACAACAAUAUGUUUAGUGUAUGCCCCCAAACUGUUUGUGUUUAUUUCAAGUUAGCACAGAAACUGUUUUUUCUCCUUUGAAGUUUACCCAGAACUGUUGUGCUUGCUUGAAAUUUGCAAAGCAACUGCUUAUGCUCGCCAGAACUGUUUGCACUCGUCCAAGGUCUACCCAGAAAUUGUUUGUACACGUCUGAAAUGCGUUCGGCAAUUGUUUGUACUCGUCUGAAGUAUGCCCUGGAUCUGCUCGUUCUAACCUGAAACGCACCCAGCAGCUGUUUGUAUUCGUCUGAAGUAUGCCUUGAAUCUGCUUGCUCUAACCUGAAAGGCACCCAGCAACUAUUUGUGCUCGUCUGAAGUGUGCCCAGAAACUGUUUGUGUUCGUCUGAAUUGUGUCCAGAAACUGUUUGUGCUCGUCUGAAGUGUGCCCAGAAAUUGCCUGUGUUCGUCUGACGUCUGCUCAGAAUCUGUUUGUGCUAGUAUGAAGUGUGCCCAGCGACUGUUUGUGCUUGUUUGAAGUGUACCUAGACAGAAUAGGCUUUUGUUUAGAGUUUCCAGAAAGCAAAACGUUUGAGAAUCUAAUAACGUCGCAGUGUGACUUUAUACAUAUCUUAAGAACAAAAAUAAACAGAUUCUUUUGUCGUCUAGAAUUGGUCGGUUUUCAAACAAUCACCUAUCAUCUUAUAUAACUGGAUCAUAUAUUCUACUCAAAGUUUCUAGUUAAUCAAAUUAUGAGUGACUGUUCCAUCUCUGUCUUAUGUCACCGUAACAUGUCGCCUUAAUAGAUAGUUAUGAGGCAAAGAACAACAAAUGGAUAAUAGGAUACAUAUGCCUCAAUGUGCUGGUGAAUGUAAAGUUCAACAGAAAAAUAUUUACUAUAAAACCAACCGAUCUUUAUUAGUAAGAUAUUGCUUAUUUAGUAUCAGCUGAGCUUUUAUAGACCUUUUAAAAAUUUGUUUAUACGUAUGUAUUCACAACUGUGUUAUGUGUUGUUAGAACACAAACGUAGAUGGGAAGAUUUGGGAUAUUUUUAAGUAUUAAGAUCAAUUCCUAAUAUAAAUGAAAUAUAUUACAAUAAUUUACCUAAACUUUUACAAGUGAAAAACCUUCACAAACUGCGAAAUUUGUGAAUUCACGAGAUGCGGUUGUGGAGGCAAGAAAUGAUUCCUGAUUUUUAAAAAAAAGAGCUUUAAAAAAAGUUUUAUGUUAUAAAAAUGAAUCAAAUAACACAAUAAGCUAUAAAAUAAAAUAAUGUUGCUAAAAUGGCUUGUGGUAACACAAAUCGAGGUUCAAGACUAUUGACUUAGACUUGAAAUGUAAUCUAAUGUUUAAAUAUAUACAUUCAGUAACGUUAUAAAUAAGUCAUUUUCUUUAUUGGUAGAUUUACGGGCCAACCACAGCCUUCAAUAAAACAAAUGCGCAAUUGUCUAAGAAAAAAUAAUAUUCAGUACAUUUUUAGGCUGUCUUUCAGAAACUUCUAAUUUAUGGAUACGUUUUUUAUUUAAUUAAUUUGCAAAAGUCUUCGAUUUCUUCUGUGUUUAAGGUGUAAGUCUGAAUGUAGGAAUAUACGUUCGAGGUUUUUCUCGGCAGAGAGUUGAUUAACCUAUUGCUGUACACUGCCAUCUAACUAGAAGAUUGUAAAUAAUAUAUUGAUGCUUCUAUAGUGCUUUAAAGUUUUAUUUGUGUUAGUCAAACAAAUCCCUCCUUUUAACUUCUUAAAAAUCAACUAUUGCAAUUGUAUUCGACUAAAUAAAAAAACUCGGCAUGACUGAAAGAGAAAUGUAUAUCUACUCUUAUAAAACAAGGAUUCUUACCCUCCUUUAGCCCAGUUUCUCUAAAGCCGAGAAACCUUUCUCAAAAAUAAAUCGUCAGAAGUGCGUUUUUUAUUCGAUUCAAAAAUUGUUUAGAAAGUGUUUUUCUCAUUCAUAGCCAUUCUAGCUUUAAUAACUUAACAAAAACUCUAAAUUUUUCACAAAGUUUUUUAAUGUAAUUGUUGAAAUUAGCUGUCUGACGUUUGUAGUCUUUAGAACAAUUAUAAAAAAAUUUCCUCGUGCUAGUUACAAAUUUUCUGAUCUCAUUUUUA